AAGACAGUGUGGCAACGCUGGCUGAUGGAGCUACCAGAUAAAUUCAUAUGCGCCUCCUUGUCGUUCGCGUCAAUUGUUUACACAUUUUUGUAAAUAGCUGCAAUAGAUCCCGGCAUAAAUGUGCACGGAGCUGUUCGAGCAUAUAUCGAGGCUGUUCUCCUUUGAACUUACGUGAUAAAAAGCACCGUGCGUGAGAUAGCGACCACGCACAUGGAGCAGCAACAGGCGACGCCACCGAAGAAGCGCAGGCACAGCGAAUACCAUGAUCCUGACUACCACCAGACGGAGCCUCCUGGCCAGGAUCAGGUUGAUUUGCAGCAGCGGAAGCGCUGCAAGCCUGAGCCUCAGACAGAUGAGGAGGGAGCUCCACUGCCCACCACUGACAAGUUCCAGCGCAUCCGAGAGCUCGUGCGUACGGAGUUCCAGCGCGAAAUCAGGCAGAAAGAGGAGCAGCUGGGCGAAAUCGAUGAGAGGCUGCUGCAGGCCCGCCAGCUGCUCGAUAAGCUGCGAUACCAAGUGGUCAGCGAGUAUUACCGCCAGCAACAGGUGACACUCAGCGCCUCGGAUGUGGCCAAGGUGCGUCAGCCAACGGAGAGCCUCUUCGGGGAAGAGGGUGCCGCCGCCCAGAUGCCUCUACACCCUGCCAUCAAGAAGAUUGUUGGAAAGCGUCCGAUUCCUAUAGCAACUCAUCUGCCGGAGCGUACGGCGGCCACCAUCGCGAAGGAGAGCAUCCGAUUAAGGAAUCCUGCACAUAGAAGGGCGGAGAGGAGACGACAACAGAAAAUCCGCGAGGAGGGUAUCGUUACAGACCACUCCAAGGAGGAGCAGCCGGUGCAGGAGGUACCAGCAGUCUCGGUCAAGCUGGAGGACGAGGCUCCGUGCACCAGCCGUCAAGCCCUGGAGCGUCAACUGGAGCUAAAUGCCUCACGGCUGAACAACAAGAAUAAAUUUAACUUCGUGGUGGGCAAUACCUCCAAGUACAUUGGCGACGACAUGCGAGGGGAAUCCACAGGUAGCCAGGCACUGGUUUACAAAUGGUUGGUCUAUGUGCAGGGCAAGGACCUGCCACAGCCCCUGGAAGCGUACAUAAAGAAGGUGCGCUUCCAAUUGCAUCAUUCCUACCGUCCCAAUAACAUCGUGGACGUGCACGAUCCCCCCUUUCAGAUAUCGCGUCGCGGCUGGGGCGAGUUUCCGAUGCGCAUUCAGUUGUUCUUUCAAGAUCAUCUGCACCAGAAGCCUGUCCAGUUGGUCCACAACGUUGUGCUGGACAAGACCAUGUGUGGCAUGCACACGAUGGGCGCGGAGACCAUUGUGGAAAUAUGGCUACGAGCAGAGCAGUCUUUGAAUGCGCCCCCAGAAGCAAUCCCUCAUGUAGAGGCUGCCCGUCCUACCACGCCACAAGCUCCCUUUUCGCCUAUUGAGUCCAGCAAGCCGCGUACCAUCUCCAUCACGCAGAACAAGGAGGAACUGGACGACAACUUGUUCGCUGGCAUCAACAAGAUCGAGCUAAGCGGCGACAUAGAGCACAUUGAGCCCACCGUUCUGGUAACGGAGCCUCUGAAACUCAGCUACAGUCCCAAAAAGCAGCCACCACCUCCUACAACUCCUCCCAGGCCACCGUUUCGAUUAAAUGCGGCUCCAGUGAUAGCAUCUCGUCCCUCUGUCGUCUACCUGCCGGUUAAUGGUCGAAGCCCGAAACGCGAUUCGGUUCAGGAAAAGUUGAAGCAGGAGUUUUCGGGGAAUCCAUCCUUUCCACAGAGACGGUGGCCGGACUCCUCGUCAGAACGACCGCCCGUUAAGCCCGUAAGGAAUGGUCACUACCACAACAAUAAGAAUGUUGUUUUCCAGAAAGCCGGAAAGCUGUAUAUCAUUGAUCCCCUCCAGCGAAAACUUAAGAAGGCAGUUAAGCAGCAGUCCUUGCUUAAGCCACAGCUGAGUCUACUGAAGCCCCCAACGAUAAGCAGGUGGCACAUGCUGCAGUGUAUCCAGCAUGACCAUGGGUACGCGAAUAUGAGCAUGGAGCCGGAAGUGCUGAGAGCUCGCACACCACCCACCGAGGUAACCAUGGCCGCGAGGACGCGUCCUCGCCGAUUGGAGCAGAUGUUUGUCGGUUCACAGUUCCGUGGCAUGCGAGAAGCGGUUGAGUUCCUUUUGCGCCGACUACCGCUGGUAGGUCUUCCUCUGCAAAGAGAGGAGUAUCCCUUCACAUGCAACACCAUUGAAGCCUUCCAACAGAAGCCACAAAUUAAACAACGGUGCUACGAGUAUCUACGUGCCCGUUUUCUGCGGCGGUGUCUGACGCACCAUCCAAAGCUGCACCAACUGAAUGCCAGUGGGAGAGAGCGAUAUUGGAGUGUGCGAGAGAUUGCAGGAUUCGCAAGGAUACAUGGCUACACGCCAAUGCUUAAAAUGCCUGCUUCUGGCGAGGAAAGAGACGCCAAGAAUAGGAAACAAAAGACGGAAGCUGAGGAUCAACUUGCUCAGCUGGUUCAGGAGCAGUUGAAGGAGGAUCCACAACCGCAGCUGUCGGCCUUCUGUAGCCUGAGUUCCGGAAACAGGCUGGAAGCCUGGAUUGCCAAACAGUCUCGACGUUUGCUGGGAUACGAGCACAAGGUGGAUGCUCGGGAGUUUAUCGAUGUCCUUGGAAUAGAAUCGCACCACUCUGGAACGUUAAGAGGAACGCAACGGGGGAAUAAAUCGUUCCAUGUGGGGACCAAUCGUCAACUGUUGUGCCUGCCGUCUCCCGAGGGUCUGGAACCGGCUUCCCAGUUGGUGCAGGACAUGUGCAAGGACAUCAACAUCGACCUGCAGCCAGAAGAGUCGCUGUCCGGCGUGUCGCAGCCACUUGCCCUCACCCUACUGGCCCAUCUACUUCGCACAUUUGUGGAAAAAUUGGUUCGCCGCUCGGUGGCGGCUAAGCUCCAGCACGAUUCUGUGGAGGAGCUGCCCCCGGCGGCGGCGAAUGCUUCCCUGUGCCUGCUACCUCAUGACAUCGGACGGGUGAUAGGCCAAUGCUCGGAGCUUGACAUCCUGGGAAACAGUCACCUCGGGGUUGCUCCCAUGGAGCCACGCACCUGAUGAGUGGAUGCCAUGCCAUUGUCCUUUGAAUUUAUUUUGUCCUCAAACCGCUCGUAAUAGUUCAAAAAGUGCUGGGAUAUUAGACAAUAUCUAAUUGUACUCGAUAAGCUUACAUUUAGGAAAUAAAUUAAGAAAUUUUUUAACUUGGA
Drosophila ananassae is the source of this 3227-nucleotide messenger RNA. RefSeq lists its product as uncharacterized. NCBI's taxonomy places the organism in Eukaryota, Metazoa, Arthropoda, Insecta, Diptera, Drosophilidae. Gene Ontology annotation, molecular function: histone binding. Bases 211 to 3078 code for a protein of 955 amino acids. The transcript is spliced from 2 exons. Gene Ontology annotation, cellular component: NuA4 histone acetyltransferase complex. The record is from RefSeq and is a predicted model, not a curated record. Gene Ontology annotation, biological process: chromatin remodeling; regulation of transcription by RNA polymerase II.